AUGUCUCUCCAAUGCGCCGCGGGAGUCCACGGUUUCUUCUGGCCCAAAAUAUUUUGGGACUUUCUGACAAAGAACCUCGAUGGAGCCGUAAAGCCAGUUCCUGUCCUGCAGAUUCUCAAUGUGUUGUUCGGAAUCCUAUCUCUAGCCUGGGAAUGGCCGUUGAAACCCCUCGCUGGAACUGCGAUACAUCGCAGCAUUGAAAUACGAUUGUUGUCUGCCCUGAGCCAUGGACAUUGCCCAGGAGACGCCUUGGUUUACUCUAUUGCACCACCCUUAUCGUGGAUUUUCGACCUGGCUGCCCUUGGAUAUAAGCUGGCAAUAAUACUUGAUGGCGUUGGAGCGACUGAAGAAAAGGAAAUGGACCUCAUCGCGACCCCCAGUGGUCAGAUUAGAAUCAGACGCUCCUCUUAUAUCCAACAGACAACUUGA
Messenger RNA from Histoplasma mississippiense, 429 nucleotides. RefSeq lists its product as hypothetical. NCBI's taxonomy places the organism in Eukaryota, Fungi, Ascomycota, Eurotiomycetes, Onygenales, Ajellomycetaceae. The record is from RefSeq and is a predicted model, not a curated record. Bases 1 to 429 code for a protein of 142 amino acids. The transcript has 6 exons.